AUGGCUUUUGCUAAUCUUCUGCGUAGGCCAGACAGAGCAGAGAGAGACGAUGACGCCAAUGACCAUAUUGAUUCCGAUACCCCCCGCUCCGGCAUCGCAACCCCACAGCCAGACCCCUCGGACAAGCGAUUUCCCAGUAUAGAUCACAACAGUUAUUUUGCCCAGGUUGGUACAAGUUCUUCUACAAGUCCCGGUUUUGGUCCUUUGAACCCCCCAGCCAUCCCCAGGAGCAAUGCGUCCAAAGGUGCUUCAUCUCUUCGAGGCCGAGGAAGCAUGGUGACCAAGGAGCUGGGGUUGUCAGACGCUUCAGGCUCAGACUCGAGAGGCGAGGUCGUGAACUCAGACGAGAACAAGCAUGAGGAAGUCCCACCAUUAUCAUCUAAUAAUGGGGUGGGAUCCCUCCAAGCACAAACACAGACAGAGAAAGAUGCUGGCUUUCAUUCUUAUCCAACACCACCUGAUUCCAAAACGCCCUCACUGCACAAGUUAAGGCUGAACGAGUCGGGCUCCGAGGAUGAUGUCGAAGUAAAGAAGACUCCCACUUCAACUUCCCUUCAUCACAAGAGCAUCUCCGACUCCAUACCCCAGCACGCUCGUAGACCUUCAUUAUUACCACUUUCUAGCAUUGUCACGACUUCAAAUGUACUUGCUGCACACUUCUCGAACCCCACCGAUACCAGACCUAGCACUCCUAUACUUUCUCGUUUAAGUUCUCAGUUCCACGAGUCACCGUCCAUUGAGAAGCUCAAAAAGCUAACUGAUGACCUCCCGGCCGAAAAGAGCGGACACGCAUCCCCACGUGCAUCGUCAACUGUCACCGCAACAUCAGACGUCAGCGCGGGCUCAGAAACUGCAAAGAAGGAGAAUGGGCGGCACGAGGAGGCUACUCCUACAGAAGCGAAAAAAGACAUCACCGCUAGCGCCUCGGUACCGGCGCCAGUCACCAAAGGAAAGCUCACCGUGAAGAUCAGUGAAGCCAGAGGAUUAAAGAGGAGCCGGGAGCCAUACGUCGUUGCAGUCUUUCAACGCAAUGAGUUGGUGUCCAAGGGUCCAAUCCAUGAAGAUGGUGAAGAAGAAGAGCACAAGGAUGUGACGAGCAGUCCAAUGGGUGGAAUCCCAAUAUCGAGGACUGGGAGUGAUUCGGGUCGUCCAAGGGCGAUUCCUAUGAAGAGUCGACAGAGCAGUAACACAAGUUUAUCUGAUUAUCGCGAUUUCAAGUCAAAAGGAAGAAAGUCCUUCACAAAUCCAAAAUGGGACACAGAAGCCGUAUUUGAUGUUGUUGGCGCUGAUACACGUAUCAACCUGACUAUAUACGAUCAGAGCAGUGCUGCUGAGGAGUUUCUCGGCCACGUUGAUCUGAGCGCCAACCUCUCCGAGAGUUCACCACCACUCAGUGGAUGGUUCCCCCUUCGCGGCAAAAAUGACACCGAAACUGGUGUCUUUGGUGAGAUUUUCGUGGAGAUCAUGUUUCAAAGGACCGAAAAGCGACAUUAUGGACCUGAGGAUUUUCAGAUUUUGAAAUUAAUUGGCAAGGGAACUUUUGGCCAAGUGUAUCAAGUUAGGAAGAAGGAUACCAAACGUAUCUACGCUAUGAAGGUGCUUCAAAAGAAGGUUAUCGUGCAAAAGAAAGAGGUCGCCCACACAGUCGGAGAGCGAAAUAUCUUGGUCAGAACAGCCAUGGCAGACUCGCCAUUUAUUGUUGGACUCAAAUUCUCCUUCCAAACGCCAACAGAUCUCUACCUCGUCACUGACUUCAUGUCCGGCGGCGAGCUGUUCUGGCAUCUUCAGAAAGAGGGCAGAUUUGACGAGAAACGUGCAAAGUUCUACAUUGCCGAGCUCAUCUUGGCUCUUCAACAUCUUCACAUGCACGACAUUGUCUACCGAGACUUGAAGCCGGAAAACAUCCUCCUAGAUGCCAACGGACAUAUUGCUCUGUGCGAUUUUGGUCUAUCAAAAGCCAAUUUGACAAAGAACGCAACCACCAACACAUUCUGUGGAACUACCGAAUAUCUUGCUCCUGAGGUUCUACUAGAUGAAGCUGGUUAUACGAAAAUGGUCGAUUUCUGGUCGUUGGGUGUUCUAGUCUUUGAGAUGUGCUGUGGAUGGAGUCCAUUUUACGCUGAAGACACUCAACAGAUGUACAAGAACAUUGCGUUUGGCAAAGUCAGAUUCCCAAGAGACACUUUGACAACCGAAGGUCGUAACUUUGUCAAAGGGCUUUUGAACAGAAAUCCCAAACAUAGACUCGGAGCACAAGAUGAUGCCGAGGAGUUGAAGAGACAUGCAUUCUUCGCUGAUAUCGACUGGGAUGCAUUGACCAGAAAGACUAUCACGCCUCCAUUUAAGCCAAAAUUGAAGUCAGAGACAGACACCCAAAACUUCGACCCCGAAUUUACAAAUGCUUUAAUGGGAGCAUCAUCACUAAAUGCGCGAGCGGCAGCUCUAGCUGCAGGUAUCGAGACCUCGACCCCACUGUCUCCAGGAAUGCAAGCCAACUUCAAAGGUUUUACCUUUGUGGAUGAGAGCUCUCUUUCGGAACAUAUGCAGGCUCGUGGUCAUAUUAAGGACGAUUAUGAUGAUAUGGAUGAGGAUGAAAAGAAAGAACAAGACUGGGAAGAGCCAUUUGAGCAUCCUGAUCAGCGACGCAGUGAUCGCAUGAGUGGUGUCCAAAAGACGAACACCAACGAAGACAGCAGCAUGUUUAACGGCGGACAUUUUGACCUGUAA
Molecule: messenger RNA, 2727 nt
Organism: Glarea lozoyensis ATCC 20868
Lineage: Eukaryota; Fungi; Ascomycota; Leotiomycetes; Helotiales; Helotiaceae
Product: Protein kinase-like (PK-like)
Exons: 2
Coding region: 1-2727 (908 amino acids)
Biological process (GO): protein phosphorylation
Molecular function (GO): ATP binding; protein serine/threonine kinase activity
Source: RefSeq, a predicted model, not a curated record